GGGUCCCUGCCGCCGGUGACACUGCGGCCCCGGCAGCGCUGGCAGGGGCAGGCAGCGAUCAGCGCCCGGGCAGGGGCUCUCCGCGCCCUCCAUCCCCUUUCUCCCUCUCUCCCUCCCCUCCUGCCGCCAUCCCCUCCCUUCCUCCCGCCGGGCACCCUUCAGGAUCUGGCGGCUUCGGGACUCCCGGAGGUUUCGGCUUGGCCGAGUGCUGAGAGAGACGGCAAGAGCUCUGGCAUCAUGUCAGUCAGUGUCCACGAGAACCGUAAAUCGCGGACAAGCACCGGCUCCAUGAACAUCCUGCUUUUCCACAAAGCUUCCCACCCAGACUGCGUCUUGUCCCAUCUGAACACCCUACGGAAGCACUGCAUGUUCACUGAUGUCACCCUCUGGGCAGGAAACCGAUCGUUCCCGUGUCACCGGGCAGUGCUGGCUGCCUCCAGCAGAUACUUUGAAGCCAUGUUUAGCAACGGCCUCCGAGAGAGCUUGGAUGAUGAGGUGAACUUCCAUGACAGCCUCCACCCGGAGGUGCUGGAGCUACUGCUGGACUUUGCUUAUUCUUCUCGGAUCAUCAUCAAUGAGGAGAAUGCUGAGUCUCUCCUGGAGGCUGGAGACAUGCUGCAGUUCCAUGAUGUCCGAGAUGCGGCAGCUGAGUUCCUGGAGAAGAACCUGUACCCUUCCAACUGCCUGGGCAUGAUGCUGCUGUCAGAUGCUCAUCAGUGCCGGCGGCUCUAUGAGCUCUCCUGGAGGAUGUGCCUGGUCAACUUUGAGACUGUUCACAAGAGUGAGGAUUUCAACAACCUUUCCAAGGACACUCUGCUGGAUCUCAUCUCUAGCGAUGAGCUGGAAAUUGAGGAUGAAGAAAAGGUCUUCAGGGCUGUCAUCCAGUGGGUGAAAUACGAUCUGGAUGAGCGAAAGGCUUAUCUCCCAGAACUUCUGAGGAACGUUCGUCUGGCCUUGCUGCCUUCUGAAUGCCUCAAGGAAGCCUUGGCUUGUGAGGACUUGAUUAUGGUGGAUGAAAGGAAUAAGCUUGUCUUGGAUGAAGCAAUUCAGUGCAAGAAGAAGAUCCUUCAGAAUGAUGGGGUGGUCACCAGUCCCUGUGCCAGGCCUCGCAAAGCUGGGCAUACUUUGCUGAUCUUGGGAGGUCAGACUUUCAUGUGUGAUAAGAUCUACCAAGUAGAUCACAAAGCAAAGGAAAUUAUCCCCAAAGCAGACCUACCGAGUCCACGGAAGGAGUUUAGUGCCUGUGCCAUCGGCUGCAAAGUAUAUAUCACUGGAGGCAGGGGCUCAGAAAAUGGGGUCUCAAAAGAUGUAUGGGUGUAUGACACUGUUCAUGAGGAAUGGUCAAAAGCUGCCCCGAUGUUAAUUGCUCGGUUUGGGCACGGCUCAGCCGAACUGGAAAACUGCCUGUAUGUGGUUGGUGGACACACUGCAGUAGCUGGAGUCUUCCCUGCGUCUCCUUCUGUUUCCUUGAAGCAAGUAGAGAAGUACGACCCCAUAUCCAACAAAUGGACAAUGGUGGCUCCCUUGAGAGAUGGAGUGAGCAACGCUGCGGUGGUGAGUGCCAGGCUCAAGCUUUUUGUCUUUGGUGGGACCAGUAUUCACCGAGACAUGGUGUCCAAAGUCCAGUGCUAUGAUCCAGCUGAGAACAGGUGGAUGAUCAAAGCGGAAUGCCCACAGCCUUGGCGCUACACGGCAGCUGCUGUCCUGGGCAGUCAGAUUUUCAUCAUGGGGGGAGACACGGAGUUCACAGCAGCAUCCGCUUACCGCUUCGACUGUGAAACGGACCAGUGGACCCGCAUCGGGGACAUGACAGCCAAGCGCAUGUCCUGCCAUGCUUUGGCCUCGGGGAAUAAACUCUAUGUGGUGGGGGGUUACUUUGGGACUCAGAGGUGCAAAACGCUGGACUGCUAUGACCCUACCUCAGACACAUGGAACUGUAUCACAACGGUGCCUUAUUCACUCAUUCCCACUGCUUUUGUCAGCACCUGGAAGCAUUUGCCAUCAUGACAAGGGGCAUGGCCGGGGGGCUUGUAUCCAGGAGGUCGAUAAGGGAAGAAAGAAUGCUGCCCGAACCCUCUAACACCCUCUCACUUCCCUGCUUCCUACUUGGUGUGGUUGCUGUGCCUGGGAAUCUCCCAGCGGGUGAAAUUACUGACAUCUCCCAGUGAUCAUCUCUUUUGAUGCCAUCUGGGAACUGAGGAGGAGCUUCUGGCACCUCUGCCAGGCAUUUGCCCAACAUGACCACCUCCUUCUUUCAGGUGGGAAAAAAAAAGCCUCCAGAGCAUUAUGUGGGCCUUUGAUUUGAGAAACACCUGGUUUUGACAAUGGCUGGACCACAGUGAGGGCAGGGAAAGAGUGGAAAGGGUUAAAAUGAGAUCCCUGAGAGCUUUCCCAGCACUGGAAGAUAAUAGCCUUUCCAAAUUCUCCUCAGGCGUUGCCUAGCAUCUGUCACAGUGGCUCAGUAAUCUAAUUAACUAUUAAAUAUUGCAGCAAAGAGUGUGAGGACUCCAUCAUUUUCAGCUCAGGUCAGUGGGGCCUCCCUUUAAGAGCCAUCCUAGAGCUGAAAAUUAAUUUUCUCUGGUGGCAGAUGCAUCUGAAUAUUAAAAUUCGACACCAGCUACACUUCUGGGAAGAGAAAUAAGGAAUAUUUUGAGGUGGGAAUUGAUUCUUCAUCCACCAAAUAAAAAGCAGGCUCUCGAGAGACAUUAUUUUGUUCUCCCGCCUUUUCUCCUGUACAUUAUUUGGGUUGUUCAGAUCUAAUAAACAGCCUUGUGGGGGUUAUAUAGGUUUUUUCCCCUCUGUAAUCUGGAGCCUGGUUCAAGCAUAAAAAAAUUAGGAAUUGCAACAUGCCAACCUGCAAAUAAAACUGGUGAAAAGUCACUGUGUGAGGGUUUUAUGUGCUUUUUUGGCUUUGCCUCUACUCUUCAGUUAAAAGAAGUAUUUAAAAUACACAAGUUCUUGCCAGACAGCAUCUCUCAUCACUUCAUUUUUCUAGAUUUUUUUUUUUUUUUUUUUAAAAAAAACAACCCUAAGUUACUAUUAGGCCUCAGCCACUGUGACAGCUCCUUAAAUCAAACACCAAGACUGGUGAGUAAAUGCCAGACCCAAAUGCAUGUCCCACAUGCUUGACCUGGCUCUCCUGGCUACAUUUUGGCUGUGCCAAAACUGGGCUCAGAAACUGGGUUAUCUGGCUAUAGGGUCCUGUGACUACUCCCUUCUCCUAUGGCAGCUCUGGCUGAGGGAUCUUCUGGCUUGCAGCUCCCACUGUGUGAGGUCACUUCUGCAGCACCCAUUUUUGGUAGUUGUGGGAUCCUUCUUUAAGAAGGGGCAUGCAGAAGGCAGGUUGGCCAGCAUAUGGCCAGGUGCUGGUGUGCUUUGGGAAUUCGAGUCCUAUGGGAACCCCCCUCGGCUGGAAAAGGCUCAGGAGGGACCAUCCAAGGUGCCCGUAGAGCAGAGCAAUCCCAAGUGGGUGGGGAAAGGCCUAGGUCAUCACACAGUUGGAAACAGUACUUUGUACUCAUGAAAAAGCAACCUUCUCACCUAUAAACUAGUGAGGUUUCAUUCAUACCAGCCCCGAAACCCAAAUAAUAUAUCCUUGAUAAACACUGAUCAUGAAACACCAAACCAGCUUUUAAUUUGGAGCAUAAAACUAAUCAGCUGGAAACAUUUCCUUGAGGGUAUGGCCUUCACCCUUCCCAGCUGGUGCUGGGGCACCUUUCGGCAGAGGUCCCAGGGCCCCUGCCAAGGAUGCCAUGUGACAUUAAUUUAGGGCUUACUGCCAGCAGUUAAUUCCAGGGAUCAAGUGUGAUUAGCAGUAUGAAACGUGAAAGCCUGGUUUCCUCCCACCCGUGGUGGUGGAGCCACGAGGAGAUGAGUUGUUACAAAAGGGAAAUAAAAUACUGAGCACUCAGCUAAUAAAGACUCUGUGUUUAUAAAUACCAGCAAAACCCAGCCAGGAGCUCAAGGGACAAUGCUGGGUGGUCUGCUGCUCUCCUGUGCAGUGACAGCUGAUGGGGACAACUCACCUCCCAGGAAGUGACUUCAGGCAGUUCCAGGAACAGGUUCUCCAAGCUGUGUGUCUCCAAAUUAAAAGUGGCUUCUCCAAACCAUCUGCCCUGUGUCAUGCUCUCAUUUUCAUGGGGCAGAGUCAAAGAUGAUCUUGGGCCAGAGAGAAGUUUUCAGCUGGGGGUUGGGAUUGUCAUGGGGGAAGUGGGAGCCACUCACACAUUGCACAUUCCAGCUGGGGAAGAUGAGAUAGAGGGGGAAGUUGCUGCAUCCCUCUGAUGGCUCCUGAGCCACAAACACUCCCCUGGGAUUAAGUCAGAGCUCUCACCUCAAAACAAACAGGGACAUAGCAGCUAGAAGCCAGGCAGUCCUCUCCUGCAGGACCCUCCCUGUGGUGUCAGGAAGCAGAGAUUGGUGGCCAGUAACUUACUCCUGGGGCACAUCUGAAAGCUCAGAGCCCACUUUGCAGCUCCCACCAGAGCCCUUCAGUGAGUUUGACUGUGGUGCCCACUGAUGUGUGAGCACUCAGCAGCUGAGGCUGCAGGUUUUGAGGCAGCUUGGGCACCUAAAAGUUGAACUUUGGCCCCAAAGCUCCUGCAAGGGUUUAGGCGCCAUGCCAGGCCCAGAACUGGAUUCUGAUACCAUUGCUGUGCUAAACGUCAGAUCUGUUCAGUGACUUUUUUCUGAUUAUUUAAUUACAGCUUAGAUAACAAGCCUUUUGUAAGGGCAGUUUUACAGCUGCCAGGUUUGGCUUCCCUUGCACGUGGAGCAGUGCUUGUUCAGCUUUUACCUCACAAGAAGCUUCAGGGUUUUCUUGCCAUGCAUCACUCCUGACAACCUAAAAAAUCAUCAGGAUAAUCUCCCAGCACCUAAAGAUUGCAGCUUACCUGCGUGCUGCCGGCUUGGUUGCUUGCAACCUGUACAACCUCCCUGGUGUUGCUGGAACAAAGUCACAGCCAGUUUCUCUCAGUGGCUCCUAGGGAAACCCAUUUGCAUGUGCAUAAUAGCAUGGCUGGAUAAACAGGGACUGCAGUUUUUUUGCCGCUGCUGCUCUUUCCAAGCUGCUGGUUGUCUCUGAAGCCAGUUUAUCAGGCAGCGUUGGAAGGGAGUGGCUGGCCUGGGGAGGAAAGUCGAUGAAAAUCAGGCUUUUCCUAACCCUGGGCAGAUGGAAACAUGUGGAGUCUGAGUUCGGCCUCAGACUGGAUUAAUCAGCCCCUUGGAAACAUCAGUCAUGAGGAUGGUUUUGGAGGAACUGGUGGAAAAAAGAGAAGAAGGGUCUUUUUGUUUUGUCUGUUCCAAUACUUGGGCCCUCCUCCCUGCCCUAAAAAAAAAAGAAAAAAAACAACACUCGACUUCCCUUUUCAUUCCCAUGUCACGUCUACGGAAGUAUCCUGGCUGGCUCUGCUCAGCUCACUGAUUUUCUGAGCCAUCCCCAGCUGAACGCCCACUCCCUCCCCUCUGCUACAGAAGCAGCGCACACCCCAAACUCCAAAUAAACCACCCCCACCCCUCUCUGGGAUUCGGGAUGGAGGGGGGGGGGAGAGUUACCCCAAUAGCUGCCAGUGUGCAAUCCCUUUUCUUCUGUAUCUCACCAGCUGUGCCCUGCAGGGGCUGAGCCAAGCAUCACGCCUGUUAAUGAGUUUUCUCUU
Calypte anna (Anna's hummingbird) is the source of this 5654-nucleotide messenger RNA. It is a transcript of the gene KLHL25, whose product is annotated as kelch like family member 25. The transcript has 3 exons. The record is from RefSeq and is a predicted model, not a curated record. Gene Ontology annotation, molecular function: protein binding. NCBI's taxonomy places the organism in Eukaryota, Metazoa, Chordata, Aves, Apodiformes, Trochilidae. The coding region runs from base 238 to 2007 and encodes 589 amino acids.